Scleropages formosus (Asian bonytongue) is the source of this 4503-nucleotide messenger RNA. It is a transcript of the gene mgll, whose product is annotated as monoglyceride lipase. Bases 791 to 1804 code for a protein of 337 amino acids. The record is from RefSeq and is a predicted model, not a curated record. The transcript has 7 exons. Lineage: Eukaryota; Metazoa; Chordata; Actinopteri; Osteoglossiformes; Osteoglossidae.
AAACAUUUUUUUAAGAAUGCGUGCGAUAUACUAGCCUCAAUAUGCUGGUCGUGGAAAAGUUGACCAGAACUUUCCAUCACAGUGAGGGCAGGUCUUUGAAAAACAGUUACUGAAAUGGGAGUGGCGGGCAGAAAUAUAAGUAACACUGAGGCAAAGCAGGAAUUGUGGGUUAAGUGCAGCGUUGACUUGUGUAUUUCCACGAGAAGUCGUGUUUCUGGGACAUUCGGGGACGUUGUCCAGGUCCAGUCCAGUCCAGUUCGGGCCGGUCCGGUCCGGGUUGUUUGCCUCACACACGCAACACAAACCUGCCGUACAGAUGGAGCGGCUCAGCCUUCGCUAACGUUCCAGUAGCAAAAGUGUGUUUUACUGCGUGUUUCCAGAUGACACGACUCUCGUGCACUUCUCUUGACCUGUUACUCAUCUCUUUUUGAAACACGGUGGCCUUUUUGGGCUGAAGUUAAAGGUAUUAUUCGGGAAGUGAGUCCAGUUCGUCUCCCUCCUUCGCUUCUGCGGGAAUGACACCGUAGUAAAGUGCCUCUUUCUGCCCGGCGUAAUCUGUCACAGCGCAGUUCUUUCUGUCAGUCAGUGUGUAGCUGCAGCGCAUAUAUUUACAUAAGUACAUAAAGUGUCCCUGGCUGGGGGCGGAAGAGUGACAAACGGUGACAAACGCAGCCCGGUGUCGCCGCGUACACCGCAGCCCUACACGCAGCCCGCCUUGUCAGCGCUGUGACAGCGCGCCGUCUGCGCAGCCGAGCGCCCCCGGCUGCGUCCUCACGCGGAAGCCCACACAAUGAACGCGCUGGCCUCGUGCGCGCUGUUCGGCGCCGUCGCCUACCUGUACGGCAGCGGGCUCAUGUCCGCGCUCUGCGCGUACGUUGCAGAGACAGUGCUCGGGAUGUCCGGGAGCGCGGAGCAGCGGCGCGACGCGCAGGGGGUGCCCCGCGCGGACCUGGAGCACCUCGUGAACGCGGACGGCCAGCACCUGUUCUGCCGCUACUGGGUGCCGGAGGCCCCCCCAAGGGCACUGGUGUUCGUAGUUCACGGAGCAGCAGAGCACUGCGAGUGCUACAGCGACCUUGCCCAGAACUUGACCAAACAGGACCUGCUUGUCUUCGCCCAUGAUCACGUGGGUCAUGGAAAGAGCGAAGGGGACAGGUUGGUGGUCAAGGACUUCCAGGUGUACAUCAGAGACUCGCUGCAACACAUUGACCUUAUGAAGGAGCGCUACCCCGGCUUGCCCAUCUUCUUCAUCGGACACUCAAUGGGCGGAGCCAUCUCGAUCCUGACCGCCUGCGAGCGCCCCGGUGAUUUUGCUGGGGUGGUGUUGAUCGCACCCCUGAUUCAGCUGAACCCUGAUACGGCCACGGACUUCAAGGUGGCCGUCGCUAAACUUCUUAACCACAUGGUGCCAAACCUAUCUUUGGGUGCCAUUGAGCCCAAGUGGAUCUCGCGGGACCAGAAGCAGGUGGAGGCAUACGAAAAGGACGAGCUCAUCUACCACAGGGGCUUGCGGGUCUCGUUCGCCGUGCAGCUGAUGAACGCCGUGGAGCGGAUCGAAAAGGCCGUGCCCACUAUCGGGUGGCCUUUCCUGCUGCUUCAUGGGGACGUGGAUAAACUCUGUGACAUCCGAGGCUCCCAGGUGAUGUUUGAGAAGGCCCCGAGUUCUGACAAGGAGAUGAAGGUGUACGAAGGUGCAUACCAUGCGCUCCACCACGAGCUUCCAGAGGUUGCGGACUCGGUUUGGAAGGAGAUCAACACCUGGAUAAAGAAGCGCAUCCCCAUACAGCCGUCGUCGGGUUCCUAGAGCCCCAGUUUAUAAAUCCUCUUCCUCUGUCAGUUUCCUGUAACCGUCUGGUGCUCUGGUAUUUUGUAAAAUUCUUUUUAACAUUUAUAUUGACAAUACUACAAUCUCAGUUUGACCUCUGUCUGGCAUUUUGAGAUUCAUGACUGUUUCAGCUGGAGGCUCUGUUGUAGAUUGCAGAAUCUGAAUGUCAACUGGCCAUGGGAGGCCAUUAUUGAGCGAAUGCAGAUGUUUCAGGGAAGUCGCGUCAAAUCCGUCCUGUUUAUAAUGAAGGACAACUUUUGUAUACCUCUAGUGUGUAUUUGGAAUGAAAUAAUUUAUGUCCUUUAUCGCUAUUCUACCACGACAUGUGAAAAGCUUAAUGAAGAAUGCAUCAUAUGUUAGAAUAGUCGAUCCUUGUGAGAUAAAAAGCAUGAUUAAAACGAAUUAUCUUCAGACUUUCUUCUCCUUAGUUAAUGUUGUUCAUGCUUGGUGGACUGGACACUCUUACUGGGAUGUUCAAAUGAACAAUUUGUUCCUAUUAGAAUGUCAGUGACUUCUGUGCUUGUAGCCCGUAUGAUGCCAGUCCUGUCAAUCGGUCAUACAGGUGACAUCUGUAAGAGUUCCUUGUUACCACGGCACCCCUUCCGGAAACAAGUGGAAAAACAAUGAGUGAGCCCACAGCCUGCAGAAGGCAUGCUGUACAUGAAACAUCAACAGAAAUGGACUUUGAACAGAUGAAUCUAUUAAAGUAGUAUAAAGGCUGCUUAUGUGUUGGUGUUGGCGCGUCAUGUGCUACUGAAAUUAACUCACUAAACGCUCAUCACGGUCUGUUUUUUAAUUUUUGCAUCAAUUAAGGUUGUAACAAUAAGGUUUGAAAUGACUGUUGACAAAGCUGCUAUUUGUGGACAUCCUAUCAUGUGUAUAAUGGUUCCUUGUGUUCUUUUCAUGCUACUUAUUAAGUAGAAAUCCAGUGCCUGGCUGGAAUAAUCUGUGCUCUCUGUAUCUGGGCUCUUUUCAUUACAGACAAAAUGGAUCCACUCUUUUAAUCUCUGUUGGUAGACUGCCAUCCAGCCUUCUGGAUGUUACACAGAUGUAUGUAUUCAGCAUAAACAGAGUCAGAAUGCACCCUUUAUAUCAUGAGAGGAAAGGGGGUAUUGUUAUAGUUUUCCCUAGAAAGCAAAUUUGAAAUUCAAAUGACAUGUUCAUUAGAAGCACCUGAUUCAAUUAAUAUCUGCAUUCACUGAGAUUUUGCUGGCAAAUAGGGCUGUUUUUGUACAAGGAUCUCCCCAUUGGAGGUCUAAUUCUUGCCCUUGAGAAGAUACUGGAAUUCAGAGAAUAUCAAUGUAUGUAAGGAAAGGAUGUAAACGUUGAAUAGAAAAUGUCCCGAGACUGAUCCUUGAAGCACGCCUGUGGUGAAUUUCUAAAGGUCAGAAAAUUAUUCAACGACACAAAUGAACUGGUUGGAAAAGUAGCAUAUUAACAUGUCCAAGGUGGUAGCUAUUAUGACAAGUUCCUGAAGCAAAGAGUGGGUAACAGGGACAAAAUCUGAUAAGCAGUCAAGAAGGGUGAAGAAAGAUGACAUUGAAGCCCCUCAAGCUAAGGAAAAGAAUGUUUGUUAGUGAGUGCAGAGUAGUUUCCAUAGUCAUCUCUGCAAGCAACAGACUGCAGAGCACCCUUUAGGUUGCUUCUGGUGGAAAAAAAGGAGAGUACCCCCAUCAACACAUCCUCCAAGCACCGAACUCUACAAGAAGUACGUAGGGUGACAAUAAAAGGUCUUUUCUAACUGUUAUUCUGAGUGGAGAAGAGGUGAGGAACUGCAGUUUGAAAUGUACAUGAGACACUAUAAUAAACAAACAUGUCUUGAAACUGAACUCUGAGCUCAGUCUGUAUAAGGAAUAAUCAGUUAGGUGCAACACUGUGCCUUUACCCCAGCAUUUUGGAACAUAACAAAGGUCUUCUUUACAUAAUCUGGUAGAUGCCAAGUGUUUUUUGUAAAGAAAAUAUUAAUAAAAAUGGAGUUAGCCAUGCAGCAUGUGCUGAAUCACGCAGAUCUGGGGGAAGAAAAACAUUACAGACGGCAAACUGUUUUCACAGGAGGAGAAAUGAAAUCCGGAGAGAUCUGCAAAAAACAGUGUAACAUGCUGCAAAUAGUCUUCAUCAAUAUACAGACUUUCCUCCAGUCAUAGUACAGUAUAUUGACAGUACAUAAUUUCACCACAGAAUCAGUUUGCUUUAAGUAAAUAAGAAAGCAAAUAAAACUGCAACUGGCAAUCUGAAUUUAACACUUCCAAUCAACCCCUGUGAAGUGACCUUUUUAAAAUACAUUUAGCUGGAUAAGAUAUGAGCGCUGCUUUUUAUUUCAGAAUAGCCACUUCUAUGAGAUGACAACAGUUUAUUAGUAACAUCAUUAGAGACAAGAGACUGUGUAUAGUAACAGGAAUAAAACAGUUGCUAUGGUGCUAAAUAAAGCUAAUAUAUCCACUAUACUAAGUAUGCCUUUAACCUUGAAAAUACAUGACUGAUGUUUUCAUAAGCAACUCUGUAACCGCUUAACCAAUGAUUAGAUCCUGUACUUGCCUUUUGCUCUUAGAAUCAGAACCACCUACUCAUUUUGAAUUAAAAUUUAACCAUAUGACUCCGUGUUGUUUAACUGCAAACCAAAAUGAUAUACAAUCGCAACAAAAGAGGUUUAAAUUGUCAGCAUUAUGGAAUAAUGUCCC